Messenger RNA from Parnassius mnemosyne (clouded apollo), 1785 nucleotides. NCBI's taxonomy places the organism in Eukaryota, Metazoa, Arthropoda, Insecta, Lepidoptera, Papilionidae. The record is from the annotation of a GenBank genome assembly.
AUGAAAUUACUUGUUUUUUGUUUAAUUAUUAUUGCCAAUGUGAGUAACAAUGGGAAAGCGUCAAUUGAGACUAUUGUGCCGGCAACCACAAAUGUUCUUCUGUCAGACACAACGAGAAACUCAGACAAAUCGUGCUACCGACCUUGCAAGUUCAACGUGAAACCGAGACGAUGUCAAUAUAAUUUCAAAAUAGAGCCAACAUUGGAAGCUGACGGGAAGGCGGCCUUGGUUAUUAACGCUAUUACUCCUGGACCACCAAUUCACGUUUGCGUGAACGAUAUAGUUAUUGUAAAGGUACAGAACAAAGUUCCAGGUCAAGAUAUAACUUUACAUUGGCACGGUGUAGAGCAAAAGGGAACUCCGUACAUGGAUGGUGUGCCAAUGGUGACGCAGUGUCCCAUAGCGUUUGGUUCAACUUACGAAUAUGCUUUCAUCGCAUCGUCUCCGGGAACAUUCUUCUAUCAUGCCAAUUCAGUUUCUCAUCAAAGCGACGGUGUUUAUGGUUCUUUAAUUGUGGAUCAACCCCAACCGUUGGAACCACAUUCGUCGCUGUAUGAUUUUGAUAAAAGCAAAGAUCAUACAAUAUUACUGGGUGCAAGAUUUUCGGAACUAUUGACUGGAAAUUUAAAUGGAAAACAUCUACGACCGGAUUCCAUCGUUGUUAAUGGCGAAAAAAAGAGUUCGAAGAUAUUUGUUAUUCCGGGAUAUGCAUACAGGCUGAGAUUUGUGAACGCCGUAGCAGUUGAAUGCCCCUUAGUCGUUGACAUAGAACAGCACGAUAUGGUCGUGAUUGCAAGUGACAGUAAACCUGUAAGACCGGUAUCAACUAAUAAGGUGCUAUUAUAUCCAGGGGAGCGUAUGGAUGUAGUUGUGAAUGCAGCACGCAAAAAUGGUGGAUACUGGGUUAACGUUUACGGUCUGGGCAUUUGUGAAGGCUUGAUCGCCCAUGGAAUGUUCCUGUACUCCGGGUUCAAUUACACAUCUUUGUUGCAUCAAGGCCCGACGCUGACCAGUGAACUUUUAAACAGUGAAACGAUCAUACAAGGCCAACAUCUGUUAUCUCUUCAGGACCAAACAUAUUAUAACAAAGACGUUAAAACAAUAUAUUUAGGAGUUGACAGAUAUGUUAUUCCAUUUGAAGAUAAUGAUAACGAUUACCGAUAUAUCAGCGAUGGCGUGCCUAAGAAAACCUUUUACCCCGCUGCAGUAUCAUUGCACGACAAUGGGGUGGUACAAAUAAAUAAUAAAAAUUUCCUCUAUCCGAAUGGGUUGUACUUACUCAAACCUCAAAAUGUGAAUCCAGAUUCGGCAUGUAAUGUUGGCGAGGAAGCAAAUCAUAAACAGCUCCAGUGUUUACAGGUUUUGAAAAUACUUGACAAACAAGUCGUGGAGCUGGCUUUAGUCAAUGAAGGUUUUGGCAGUAAUGAUUCAUAUACGUUUCAUAUACAUGGAUAUUCUGCACAAGUAGUCGCUACUGGACGAACUUCAAAUGGGAAACCUAUUUCUAAAAGAGAUUUCUCAUUACUUGAUAAAAAUGGGAAAAUAAAAAGAAACAUACAAAACCCACCACUGAAGGACACAAUCGUCGUUCCAAACAAAGGAUACACAAUUAUAAGGUUAAAACCUGAUCAUGGUGGAAGUUGGAUGCUCGAGUGUAGGUCUUGCAGUUUCUUCUCGUUACCUGCAGCUAUACUCAUUGACGUCCCUCAAUCGAUUCCAAAGGCAGUGAUUGAUGUUUUACCAAAAUGCGGGAGCUACAGGCCUGUGGAUGUGCUCUUGAACUGA